UCGAUAGCGAUUAUCGGAGGUCUGAGCAACGGGGAACGUUGCUUCUUAGAUUUUCCGAGGACCGUUGAUAGACGGAUAAGAAUGCUGCCACCUUCUGUUAUCGUUGCAUAACAAACCCGGUAGGCGAUGCAGUCUUCUAAACGUGCGAAUUGCGCGAUGACGCCGGCCACCUACGGUCUACGGUUUCUCCUAGUCGUCUUUAUGAUCGCGGCUGCGGCGACUUUUUUGCAUGUUAACAAUUACAGGCCCAAGCAAAUAUUCCUCUCUUGCGACAGACCAUGUCAUCAUCUGGACUGGCCCAUGAUUUGUCGAGUGAAGCUCACCCUCGAAGUCUUUCAGUCUCUCAGCAAAUCGUGCGGCGACUGUCUACGAAACGAGACGGCGUGUCUGUCUAAUCAUUGUGUGUCGGCGGAUGGCCAGAGACGCGGCAUCCUGACGGCCAAUCGUCAAUUACCUGGCCCCAUCAUUCAGGUUUGUGAAAACGACAUCUUGGUAGUGGAUGUGAUUAAUCGACUUCCGGGCAAAGCAGCCGCGGUGCACUGGCGCGGUCAAACGCAGAUCGAGACACCCUAUAUGGACGGUGCACCUCUGGUCACCCAGUGCCCGAUACCGAGUUACACCACUUUUCAAUACAAAUUCCGUGCCUCGGCUGCUGGAACUCACCUUUGGCAUGCUCACGCUGGGGCUGACGUCACCAAUGGGAUUUUCGGCGCGUUGGUCGUGAAACAAGCAGACAUAAAGGACGCUCAUCGUGCCUUGUACAAUAUCGACGACGUGAAUCACGUCGUCCUGGUGACCCAAUGGCAGCAUACACCCGAGAUCUCGUUCAGCCAAGGACACUCGAAACCAGCGAUUCUGCUGAUCAACGGGAGAGGACGUCAACCGAAUGGUCCAAAUGUCCCAUAUACGACGUUCACCGUCGUUCCAGGUCGUCGUCACAGGUUCCGCGUUGCAAACGCUGGCGGUGCUGGAUCCUGUCCAAUAACUAUUUCCAUCGAUGCUCACCCCCUUCUGCUGAUUGCCCUGGACGGUCACCCCGUAGACCCGCGUCAGGUCACGUCGAUCACCUUGGCUAGAGGCGAAAGAGCGGACUUCGUUCUGAAAGCGAACAAACCAGUCGCCUCGUAUUGGAUGAACGUGCACACGUCGAAGGAGUGUGGGACGAGUCCCAUAAACGGCGCCGCGAUCCUGAAAUACACGGGAACCGUCAUGAAAGACCCGUUGUCAGCGUCGGAUGCCAUCGAUCAAGCGGAAACGGAGGAGACGACGACGAACCGUCUCGCUAUGACGACCAAUCCAGCGGAAAAAUGUGGCAAUCCGGACACCUUGUGCGUUACGGAGCUGAAGUCGUUACGAAAGAUGCCUAAUUCCCUUUCGGAGCCGAAAACGGACGUCACGAUACGCCUGCCAAUAAACUACAAGCUUCAAACUAAUGACGUCGUAGGUAACGGUGGCAUAGAAACGAGAAUCUUGAACGUCAACAACGCCUCGUUCACGUACCCAUCGUCGCCCCUGUUGUCUCAGGGUGCUGACGUUUCUGAAGAAAGUCUGUGUUCCUCCACUUCCUCCGACGAUCUCCAUAACGACAACAACGAAACUACGUCGGUGUCGUCGCGACGCUGCCGUCACGGCGCUGCGACCGCGUCCGACACAUGCGAAUGCGUUCAUGUGAGGUAUAUACCGCUCGGAGCAACCGUGGAGAUCAUUCUUCUGGACCAAGGUGGCCUCGACGAUCUGGUCUACCAUUUGCACGGGUACAGUUUCUACGUGGUGGGGGCGAGGAAAUUUGGGCGUAGCGUGUCUCUUCAAGAACUGAGAAGCUUGGAUGAUAAAGGACAACUGUUCGCGAGGAAUCUCGACUGUACGGUAGUCAAGGAUACCGUCGUCGUGCCGAAAUUUGGCGCUGUUGCUAUCAGAUUUAAGGCUGACAAUCCAGGUUAUUGGAUGCUACGAGACGAGCACGCUACCGAUUGGACUCGCGGUUUGGACGUGAUUCUUCAGGUUGGAGAGACUGACGACAUGGCUACAGCUCCCGAGGACUUCCCUAAGUGCGGAUCCUUCGUUGGACCGGACUACUUCCUUAUAUAAACUGUAAAUUACUUAAGGUUCAAGUGUAUAUAAUUGUAAAUAGAUUCGUAGAGACUAAAACUUUUAUAUAAA
Colletes gigas is the source of this 2160-nucleotide messenger RNA. Its product is annotated as laccase-4-like. Gene Ontology annotation, molecular function: oxidoreductase activity; copper ion binding. Gene Ontology annotation, cellular component: plasma membrane. The coding region runs from base 127 to 2088 and encodes 653 amino acids. The record is from RefSeq and is a predicted model, not a curated record. Lineage: Eukaryota; Metazoa; Arthropoda; Insecta; Hymenoptera; Colletidae. The transcript has 9 exons. Gene Ontology annotation, biological process: iron ion transport.